Messenger RNA from Anastrepha ludens (Mexican fruit fly), 5676 nucleotides. Its product is annotated as sodium/potassium/calcium exchanger Nckx30C-like. NCBI's taxonomy places the organism in Eukaryota, Metazoa, Arthropoda, Insecta, Diptera, Tephritidae. The transcript has 6 exons. Gene Ontology annotation, biological process: calcium ion transmembrane transport; intracellular calcium ion homeostasis. The annotation marks the transcript as partial. Gene Ontology annotation, molecular function: calcium, potassium:sodium antiporter activity; calcium channel activity. Gene Ontology annotation, cellular component: membrane. The record is from RefSeq and is a predicted model, not a curated record.
UGCCAAUCAACUAUUAAACCUCAAACAACUCUAUCUAACAAAACUACCAACACCAAACCAACUACCACAUCUUCAACUACAACUACAACUACCAAUACUAUCUACUACUAUCAACCAAACCACCAAUCACAGGGCAAUGCGGCGAACUCAUCGGAGACGUCAAUGGCCACACAGCCGGGCGGUUCGGUGACAUCGCGGGCCGCCUCGGAGACACGCUCAGGACCGCCAGGAUCGAGCAGCGGCGCUGGCGCAACAGGUAAUAGCAGUGGUGGAACUGCUGGUAGUACACACACCGGUGCAAAAUUCCGUCAUGGCCUAUUGCAGCUUAUGAUACACACAAUAGAUCCGCUACAUGAUGAUGAUGUUCCAGGCAAGGUGGACGAGAAGGCGACCCAACUGCAUGCGAUCGCCUCGCUCAAGGUAUUGCUCGAUGCAACGAAACCGCAACGCGGUGGCGCCACCACAUCGGCUGCUAAUCAUGUUAAGAUCAACUUGAAGGAGACCACAUUGGCCGAUCGACCCAAUGGCAACAUUGACACGACACUGGACUCGCCAUCCAUCCAAAGCCAAAGUGGUCGUCGUCCGAGCUGGAUUGAUCAGAGGGUCAAAAUUCAGACACGCAAAUUUAGCAUCAAAGCCAAUGAAAUUGAAGAUGAACCGGAACCAUUGAGCAUGGCUUGGCCCGAUACUGCCCGCAAACGGCUCACCUACAUAUUGGUGGCGCCACUGCUAAUACCCAUGUGGCUGACGUUGCCCGAUACGCGAACACCGCGCGGCAAGAAAUUCUACCCAGUCACGUUCAUCGGCUCAAUACUAUGGAUCGCUGCCUUCUCGUAUCUGAUGGUGUGGUGGGCGAACGUUGCCGGCGAUACGGCACGCAUACCACCCGAGGUAAUGGGUUUGACCUUCCUUGCCGCUGGCACAUCAAUACCCGAUUUGAUAACAUCGGUGAUUGUGGCGCGUAAAGGAUUUGGUGAUAUGGCGGUUUCCAGUUCAGUGGGUAGCAAUAUUUUCGACGUCACUGUAGGUUUGCCUAUUCCCUGGCUGAUAUAUGGCAUCAUCUAUGAUGCACCUGUCGAGGUUAACUCUGUGGGCAUGGUCUGUUCCAUAACGAUACUCUUUAUGAUGUUACUCUUUGUCGUUUUGUCGAUUGCCUGCUUCCGUUGGAAAAUGAAUAGAGGACUCGGUUUUACAAUGUUUUUGUUGUAUUUCGUUUUUGUUGCUGUUUCGUUAAUGUUCGAAUAUGAUACACUCCAAUGUCCAGUGUAAAAUGUGACAAGAAAAUAAGAAGAAGAAAAAAGCAAGAAAUAGAAAAACAAAAACAAAAACAAAACAUAAUAGCAAAAUAGUAAAUAAUAUGAAAUAAAAACUAAUUUAAAGAAUAAUUGCGACCAAAAUGUAGUAAAAAAUAGGUGAUUGAUUGAAAUAGUUUUAAGUAAAAUAAAUAAAAAAUUUAAAAAUUAUAUCAAUAAAAAGGAAAUAAGAAAUUAAAAAAUUGUUAAUAAAUGACAGAAAAAAUGUAAACUUGAGACAUUAGCGAAAAAAACAAAAAAAAAAAAUAAUAAUAGUUAAAAACGAAGUAAAUUUUAAGUUAAAUGAUGAAAACCAAGCGAAACAAACAGGCGGGCAAUUGAUGAGUGUUGCCAAUCAGCUUUCACAUAGCAAACCAACAAAUACUUAUAUACAAGUGCAUAAAAGUUAUAGACUAAGCGUUACUUCAAAACAAAUAUGAAUUAUAUAGCAAACAAUUGUAACUCUUAAAUACUUUCACAAGCUAUAACUAAUGAUAUAAAUAAUGAAAUUGUUAGACUUCGUCUUUUUCACGCGCUCCUCUAUUCUCUCAAAUAUCAAAUUGUAAAGAGUGUUUAUUCAAUUUUAUAGGCGUUUUUCUUUUUAAUUACUAUUAAAAUCAAAAUCAAAUAAUUAUAAUUUUAUUUUAAGUAUGCAAAAUUGCACACCAACAUAUGUUACAUGCAUAUGUAUGUAUUUGUAAACAUAUAUAUGUAUAUGUAUAUAUAUAUGUAUAUAUGUAUUGGGCAAUAUUAUUGAGUAACAAAUCCACCACACCAUUCUUAAUUUAUCGCAUAAGAACUUAAUGUCACAUUCAUGACCAUACGAACGUAUUUCUUUAUGUGCUUUAAAUUGUCAGUACAUAGCUUACAUAUUUGCAUUUUACCGCCAGCCCAAUAAAAAUUGCUUUCACCUAAUUAAUUUGAAUCGAAAAAGCUUUCACAGCUUCGAAAGCUGCAACAUGAAAAGGCUUGUGAUUUUUAUAAUAGCUUUGAAACAUUCAGAGCUGCAACUUCAAUAAAGUGCAGAACUUAAGCUUUCAGCUGUGCGCGCUAAUGCUUACUUACAUACACACACGUACAUACAAAAAGCGCUAAAAAGCUACUUAAUAACGGGAAAAUUUCAAGCCACAUUACCCAGAUUGCUAUGAUUGGUCAACUUUCAUACUAUAGCACACUUUCAAUGACGUAAUUGAAUAUAAUUACGCUGAUGUUGUGUUUCUUUCAGACUUUACAAUUUUAUUUAACAAAACAAAAUGCAAAAAAAAAAAAUUAAUAAUACAAUUUUUCAAAGUGCAAUAAUCAAAAGCAUUUUAUUUGACCAGUAAACCUAUAGAAAAAUAAACCUAAACACACACAUAAAUAUUAAGUUGAUUUAUAUAAAUGCAUACAAAAAAGUAUUUUAACGAAACAUUUUCAAAAAGCUAAAAGCUGUACUAUUUAGAUUUAAUUGGAAAAGAAGCCAGAGUAAACUCCAAAAUUACUUUAUUAAAACUCUACUCAUUUGCUAAGCCAAAUCGGAUAAUAAAAGCUAACUAAACCAAAGAAAACUAAUAUAAGAGAGCAUUAACGAUACGCGCGACCGCCGAAGUGAAGGCAAGCUGCAAAUAAAAUUAAACCUUACUAAAAUACCGUUACUAUUAAGCCACUAGAAACAUAUAUUGUAAAGUUUAACCCUUUAUAUAAAGCUUAAAAACUAGUAAGUUGGCAUUACAUUUAUUAUAUACAUAGAUAUUAGCACUUAUUUACUAUUUCACUGCUCACAUUAUGCAUUGAGCCAACACAUACACUACUAUGUAUCAUACACACGCGCACCCACACGAUUGAUGGAAUACAGAAGGUUGGGCAUGUCGGUGCUAUGAGAUUUUCUCACCAUCAGCUGUUGAGUUUGCUACAGAGUAGUGUCUAUCGCGAUGGAGAGAGUGUCUAUAAUAUUCAUCCCUCUUCUCUUUUCUACACUUCCAAAUACACUAACCUAACCUAACUUUAAUUGAAGUUUACAUGUGUUGGCUGUUUUGCUACUUUCCUCUCUUGUCACGCUCGAAAACAUCUUUAUGGCUAAAUUACUCUGAAAUUGCUCUCUCCACUUCGAUCGUUACACCAUCUCCACAUCCUCAUAUCAUCAGAGCUGCAUUGCUUAAUUUUUAUUUACGUCGAUGCUCGUUUUUCUGCAAACUAUGUAUUGAAUUCAUAUCAGCAAAUCCACGUAUAUCAUUCUGAGAACGCACACAUGUAUGUACAUUCAAACUUUAUCUUUUGGUUGUCGAAUCAAGAUAAUUUUCCUUAACAUCUAUUUUCUUUUAAAACUUAGUAUAGUUAAAAAAAAAACGUAGAACUCCGACGACGUACAGUGUUAAUUUAGCGUAUGCGCAGUUCGUUACAAAAUGUGUUACGAAAUGUUGACGUUUGGUAGCGUUCUUGAAUCAGACGAUGAGUAGCCAUUUUCAGUAGUGGCACUUCAAUUUAUAUAAGAGUCGUUAAUUGACAAUUAUUGUAAUAGCAAAUGGCGCUGCGUCAUUAUAGUUUUGUUGUUUGUAAAUACCACGAUGGCAGUCAUAUUUGUUAUAAAACUGGUAUUUUUGGAAGAAUAUUGAAAAUUUUCACUUCUCAUUACGAAAUCAAAAGACCAAAUAUAGUAGAAGUGAAAUGCUCCACUCUAAAUGCGUACAAUUUCCAAAAUUUCGAGUAACAAAAAUACAGUUUCCAAUAAUUAGUAGCAUCUCUGAGUUCCGACAUCACGCUAACUGUCGCCACAAAUUAUGUUCUGAUACGAAUAUCAUCAACUCUAAUUUUUACCGUAAAUUCUAGUACUAACUUCACAGCCGUGCAAUUUCCUCAGCAAUAUGCAUUUGGCUUUCUGUGAAAUGUUGCUAGCAACAUUGAUAGUCACAUAAGAAGGAACGUCAAAUGAAUGAGCAUCUCCCAAGAUGCAAUUGGCAAAUUUUGGUAAGAAAAGUAUUUCUGAAUAAUCAAAAGAUAUAAAAAAGAUUUACUUACACUCUUUGCGAAGACAUAUUCGAACUCAUGUUACUUCACCUGCGCCUCACUCAGUUUUCGCUCAAUUUCAAACGACAUGUGCAUUUUAAAUAGGUGUGAGCAAAUGUUGCUGGCAUGUUGCGCGUUGUUUUCACGCCAUGAACUGAGUAUUAUUUUGCGGUGAGAUACAUACGAAAUUGCACGCAUAUUUCACGGCAAUGCAAUUCACACGAAACGCGUACUUAGUGCUAUGCGUUACUCCGAAAACUCAGAUACCUGUUACUAUUAUGUAACUCUGCUGUGAGUCUUCAAAUUUUUGACAAUUGGCGGUUUCAAAUUACAUAAUAGCAAAAGGCACAAACAAAGGCACAGUCAAACCACAUCAUAAAAUUGGCUGUAUUUUAGAAAUGAAAUCCAUGCUUGGUACUUUUUCCUAUACAUUUCAUAAAAUUAUGUGGUGACUUGUAAUUCGAUUAAACGCAUCAAAACCACCAUCAAGUGAGUUUUGAAAUUUUUGUCAGCUACGGCCUUUUGCAUUUCCAUUAACUUGCAUGGAGAAACAACAACACCACAGAUUGCUGUAAUAAAAAAGUUACUAAAUCUUGGCGUCGAAAUUUCAUAAUACAUUUGCUUCUGAACUGUGAACAGCCCAAUUGUUAACAAUUUAGCAAAUUAGAAAAUUUGUAAAAGAUAGAAGAAAUUUGUACAAAGUAAAAAAAAAAAUUAAUACAAACCCGUUGAAGUUUUGCAAAAGCGCAAGCAGAUAGUAUUUAAUCUACUUAAAAAUCUAUAGGCAUUUAUGACUUAACAAUGAGAAAACAGCCAUUAAUCUUACUUGCUAUAUCCGAUGUAAAAGCAAAAAAUUUACCCUAUACGAAAAAGCAAGAAAAAUGAGAAAAAUGCAUCGGUAGUAAAAAUAAAAGAUGAUAAUUUAUAAAAAAAGCAAUAAUUUAUUAUAAAUGGAGCAAAACUAACUAAACUACACUAGAACUAAUAAAAGAAAGAUGUAAACUAAAAACAUGUUUCAACUUAAAAACUAUCUGAAAAUUUGAUUCAUUUUCGAUGAACUUGCUAAAAAGAAUUACGCAAAGUAUUGUAUGAAAAUACAAAAAAAACAUUACUUGAAACAACAAAUACGUAUUACACUUUAUAAACUUAGACUAUUUUAAGUAAUGAAAACAUAGAAACUCAUUUUACCUUAAUAAGAAGUCCAAAUAAAAACUAACAACUAUUCAAUUCUAAUAAACAAAAUGUAAACGCGAAAAUCUAAUUCUUUUCUUAUUUUCAUUUUGUUAAUUGACUUAUGGUACUAAAUUACUAUUAAAAUAUAUUAACAAAUUACAAAAAAAAAAAAACAAAUAAAUUCGAAUUCAAAAAUGAAUAAUCUUCCAUACAUUUACCAAAGCAAACU